UAACCCCUUCUUAUAUCCUUGACUUGGUCAUUUCAAAAUGUUUUGACAAGUAGUCCCAGUGGGCGGUUUUAUUAGAGGUCAACACUAUCGGAUCUGCUACAGUACAGGCUGGCCAAGUAACGUUAGGGGUUUAUUAUGGCCGAGGACAAGAUUGAUGAGUGACUGGUGUGUGAUCUGACUUCUCCUGUGUGAUUGCUAGAAAAUCAUUAACGUUACUCAUCACUUAUGACUGCUGUUGUCACCAAGUCUGAUCCUUUCUCAGAGGCAGCUUGUCGACUCUUUAAUCCACAUAAGACCCUGACACUGCUUUAAAGCCAUCCAAGCUGUUGAGUCUCUCCUGCUGCAAAUCUGUGUCAGUACUGAGUGUAGUGGAGUGUGGUCAAGUAGUUGUUUUUCAGUCAGUGAAAAGUGAAGAACACUGGAGAAUUGGAGAGCAGUUGAGGCCAGAGAUCGGGAUGGAGCAGGACUUUGCUGCACUGGAGUUGGUAGAAGUUCGAAAGUUACAUGAAUUAGUGCGGAGACUGGAAAUUCAAAAUGAAUCUCUAACCGAGAGGCGAAGAAAUAUCAACACCAAAAACCAGGCUCUCUCUGGUGUGCUUAUCAGCUGUCCCUCUUCGCUGGAGGAAAAUCCAAAUUGCUGUGACCCUGAACCAGCAGAGGUCAACGGUGGGGAUGCUAUAUCUCCACCUCCUCUUGAAAGCCCCAGAGAUACACCAGUGAGGCAGGAUGGACAUGUAUAUGAUGGCUGUUAUACACACUUGCCCCACAGUGAAAUGUUGGAGGAGACACACAGGCAGGGAUGCAUGGGGUCAGAGGAGCUGGUGGUCAGGGACACAGAGAAGAGAGCAGAGCAGUCUUCUCUGGAGCUAGUGGACCUCCUGGACCUAGAGGAGUGUUGUGAGGUGGAGAAUGAAGUGAGCUGGUUAUAUGAGUCACCCAAGAAAGGGGCAUCUGCUGAGAGAAGUGAUGAGACCCCUAUAAAGUGGUGUAGACAGGUCCUGGACAACCCCAGCCCGGAAACAGAGGUGGCAUGUCGCACACUAAUUAAUAUCCUGGACCAAAAGACAAGAUGGAGGAGUAUCUUCAGCAGUCGCUCCCACAGACGUCCUGUAGCCUUCCCUGACACUGGCCAUCUCUGCAUGGGCUCACCUUCUCCUCGGUACCACAGAUCAACUGACAGAAGUCAACAAACCAACAAACCUAACAGCUCAGAUGGCAAUGAUGCUAUUUUACCACCAUCAAUGGAUGAGAAUGAGCCGAGUUUCUCAGAUGACUCCAUCACCAUGGGCUACAGGCUGCAGGACCUCACUGAUGUCCAGAUCAUGGCUCGCAUGCAGGAAGAGAGUUUACGACAGGACUAUGCCUCCAUCCCUGCUGCCGCCACACCGUUCAGGAGUCCUGGUGCAUCCAUGCUGUCACUUUCUAAUUAUAGCUACAGUGACCUAGAGUUCGACAAGUAUAGCCUGGAGGACACAGUCGCAUACACACCGCCUCCCAGCCAGCUGCCCCACUACCGCCGUUCCCCACUGGGCCAAUCACCCAGAGCCAUAGCCCAGCCUGGUUACAGCAGCCAGCUGCCAAGGCCUCCCAGUCAAGCCACCACUCAAUCUAAGCUGCUUAAGAUUGCAAAGAGCAGAGAGGGUCUGAGAAGCAUGUCCAACCAGGAUUCACCUCCUCCUCGCACCAGCCUCCGCUCUCUCCAGGCAGUCAGGAACAGCCGCAACCUGGAGGCCAACGGCCAGUUCCUCACAGACCACCCCACCUCCCGCCUCACCUACCCUGUAGCAGGUUCAACCAGGUCUCCACCAGGUGAGUCUUCAGUCAGGCUUAGGAGUGGUGGCCGAUCUUCAUCUGUUUCUGCCAAAACCUUGAACUCCAGUGACCCUGCAACUGGAGUAGCACAGCAGUCCCUGAGAGAAUCAUUUCAGGCCUUGUCUAUUAGAGGGCUACCGAGAGCCCAGUCCCUCAGCCCCUCUGGUUUGAGGAUCCCCUGUCCCAGUAAGGACUUUUCAGUUGGAGGGUACCUAUCAAGUCAUGGUCGUGUCUAUGCCUCCCCUGAGAGGUCCACUACCCUGGCUUGGGGCAGACUGGGGCAGCCUGCCAAUACCCAUAGGUAAAAAGGUAUACUCAAUGUUUCUCAGUAAUUCCUCAGUAAUCUGUAACAUACUCUCACUCAAAAUAACUCCACUUAAUGUAUUAAAGCACAUUAAACAGUA
Molecule: messenger RNA, 2216 nt
Organism: Salmo salar (Atlantic salmon)
Lineage: Eukaryota; Metazoa; Chordata; Actinopteri; Salmoniformes; Salmonidae
Product: SLAIN motif-containing protein-like
Biological process (GO): microtubule nucleation; cytoplasmic microtubule organization; positive regulation of microtubule polymerization
Cellular component (GO): microtubule plus-end
Source: RefSeq, a predicted model, not a curated record